Molecule: messenger RNA, 7073 nt
Organism: Chrysemys picta bellii (western painted turtle)
Lineage: Eukaryota; Metazoa; Chordata; Testudines; Emydidae
Gene: FAR2
Product: fatty acyl-CoA reductase 2
Biological process (GO): long-chain fatty-acyl-CoA metabolic process
Cellular component (GO): peroxisome
Molecular function (GO): alcohol-forming very long-chain fatty acyl-CoA reductase (NADP+) activity
Source: RefSeq, a predicted model, not a curated record
CCAGGGCAAGGGCAGGACUGGCUGUGUGGGGAGCUGGUGAGUCCCAGGCCUGCAUGCAGGGUUCCCCCUGAGAACUGGCCUCUAGGGACCUGAAAGCAAGAUCCCUCAGUUGGGCUUUUCCCGCUCCACUGAUGACUCCAAGUUUGGAGAGUUUUGCUGGGAAACUUCCCCAGCCAGGCUGAGUUAGCCCUCCAUCUCCCUGGGUGAGACCAGUCACCACAUGGUCAGCUCUGCUCUGGCUGCUAGUCCAGGGCUGCUGCCUGCUGUGUGUGUGUCUGGAUGCUGGGCUAGGAGACUACAGUUUGGAUUUUAGUACAGGUGUGUAAUCUGCACCUUGCGCCCUGCACCCUUUUGUGGUGAGGGGAAAUCCUGGGAUCAGAAGCAACCUGACUCCUGCCUGAAGAGGAUCCCUGCCAGCAGAGAUCAGCCCCUCUGCAGUGACUGAGGAGUCCAGAGUCAUCUCUGAACCUGAGGAUCAUUCAUGGAGGUUGUCUUUGACAGAGUCCGGGAAGAUUGCCCUAACUUCCAAGAGAAGAUUAAGCCUAUUAAUGCAGAACUCACUCAGCCAAAUCUGGCCAUCAGCGCCAAGGACUCGCAGGAGCUCCUGUCCCAGGUCAAUGUUGUAUUCCACUGUGCAGCAACAGUUCGCUUUGAUGAGCCACUAAAACAUGCCCUGCUGCUGAAUGUCAUGGGCACACAACAGCUCUUACUGCUGGCUCGGCAGAUGCAGAAGCUCGAGGCCUUUAUCCACAUCUCCACUGCCUAUGCAAAUUGUAAUCGGAGAAAUAUAGAUGAAGUCAUCUACCCACCACCUGUUGAGACCAAGAAGCUCUGCGACUUAGUGGAGUGGCUGGAUGAAUCUAUCAUUCAAGAGAUCACACCCAAGCUGAUUGGGGACUGGCCCAACACGUAUACAUACACCAAAGCCUUGGCAGAGUACCUGGUCCAGCAAGAGAAAGAGCACUUCAACGUUGCCAUCAUCAGGCCAUCCAUCGUGGGAGCCAGCUGGCAUGAGCCUUUCCCAGGUUGGAUUGACAACUUCAAUGGAGCAAGUGGAAUGAUUAUUGCGGCUGGUAAAGGGAUUCUGCAAACUCUCAAAGUCAAUAAUGAUGCAGUAGCAGAUCUGAUUCCAGUAGAUGUCGUCAUCAACCUCAUCCUAGCGGCUGGGUGGUACACUGCAGUUCACAGACCAAAAACAAUGAUGGUGUACAACUGUACAACAGGUGGAAUCAACCCUUUCUGCUGGGGAGAGAUAGGAUACCAUGUCAUAUCCACAUUCAAAAGGAACCCCCUUGAGCAGGCCUUCAGAAUACCCAGGGCUCAGACGACCUCAAACCACCUGAUAAACCAGUACUGGAUAACUGUCAGUCAUAAGGCUCCAGCCAUGCUCUAUGACUUCUACUUGAGGUUAACAGGAAGAAAGCCCAGGAUGAUGAAGAUCUUCAAUCGGCUGCACAAGUCUAUGAUGCUUCUGGAAUAUUUCACCUGUCAGUCCUGGGAGUGGUCUUCAGAAAAUAUGAACAUGUUAAUGACCCAGCUCAGUCCAGAGGAUAGGAGAUUAUUCAACUUUGAUGUGCGUCAGCUGCAUUGGUCGGAAUACAUUGAAAAUUACUGCAUAGGAGCGAAGAAAUAUUUGCUGAAUGAGGAUAUGUCUGGGAUUCCUGCUGCAAAGCAGCACUUACGAAAGCUAAGGAACAUCCAGUAUGCAUUCAACACCACCCUCCUUGUGAUCAUCUGGCGCAUUUUCAUUGCACGGUCGCAGAUGGCUCGCAACAUCUGGUACUUCGUUGUGAGCCUUUGCUAUAAGUUCCUUUCCUAUUUCAGAGCAUCAAGUACCCUCAGGCACUGAAAUAGCCAGUCAGCAGCCAAAAGGACCUUCCUCUCCUUUAAACAGCAUCUAUGGGCAUCUGGGCUUGAAAGUAGCAGGGAAUCCACCACAACCAACAGCUGCCUGCAGUCAAUGUGCCCUGUUACUAUGAUCACAAUUAUCUUUUUACUAAUGCUUUAAUAUGUGACGAUCUUUCUUCCAUAGGACCAUGCUAAUUUUAAAGCCAUAACUGAAGCUUUAGGCAUGGGUUAUUCUGGGUCUUUUGUCUAGAUUCUGGUGUGCAAGAGGAUGGAUUAACCAAAGCUGCCAUCUUUCCAUCCAAAGUCUAAGAGCUAAACACUCUCAUCCCUACCUCCCUCCUUAACAGUUGCAGAUUUUAAAGUCAUAGAAAUUAGGAAAGGAAUAUGAUAAGACAAGAAAAUAUCAAAGAAAUAAAUCAGUGAGAGGUUUUCUUAAAUGCAAUUCACAAAUUCUAGCUCAAUGAAACCAACAGGGCCAAAUACCUUCUUAGAUUGUGAAACCACAUUUUUUAUGUCACUCAAACCUAAAGGAAGUAAGGAAAAGUAAACUGUGGAAGGCUGAUGAAUGUGGUUUAGAUCUCUAUCUCAGGUUCCCAAGGACUGAUACUUUCAAGCCCUGAUUGAUGAGAUAUACAGAAGCCGUGUACGUUUUUUAUCAGCAUGAACACACACACAAGUGACUUUACUAUGGAGAGGCAUUAAUCUCUUUAUAAUUUGUCUUCCAUUAAAAAGCCCUCUUUUAUCACCUCUAUAGCUCUUGCUUGGAAAAUUUGUGUGGCCUGAGAGUAGUUAUAUUUACUCUCAACAUUGAAGGAGAAUGCUUGUGCAAACCUUGAAGAAAAUUAAUAAAGGUGUUUUUGAAUCAGUCAUUUAAAAAAAUCACCAUGAAAUUCUGAUUUUUGGCUAACAUUUUUGUCUAGCUGAAAAACACCUUGUUACUCCCCUUUCAAACUUUCCAUAUACACCUCUACCUCAACAUAACGCUGUCCUCGAGAGCCAAAAAAUCUUACCGCGUUAUAGGUGAAACCGUGUUAUAUUGAACUUGCUUUGAUCCACUGGAGCGCAGAGCCCCGCCCCCCUGGAGCGCUGCUUUACCGCGUUCUAUCCAAAUUCGUGUUAUAUCAGGUUGCGUUAUAUUGGGGUAGAGGUGUAGUUAAAUUCCCCUGAAAAUUCCUGCACCCACUUUGUUGAAGAAAGUGUCAUUAAGCAAAGUUAGUAACAGUGUUUUGUUGUGGAUCAUGCGUCCUGAUCUUGCUCCCAUUGAUGUCAGUCUGAGUAAUAGGCCCAUUUCUGUUUUCAUGGAUGCCAAUAGGCAUUUUUCAUUGACUUCUGUUGCAGAGGGAUUGCACAUGAUAUAUGUAAGACAUAUUGCUCUAUCAGCUUGCUGCAGCUUAGAAGGCGGACAAGGAGUUGCAAUUAGGGUCCCAUUGAAAGUCUGAUUUUUGUAUAAAAAAUAAAUAAAAGAUACCUUAUUAAGCUUUCAGUUUUUAAAUUAUUAAGUCUCAUUGACAACUGGAACAUUUUCUUUACAUUUAGUGAAUUGAGUGAGCAUUUGUUAAGAUUAAAAGACUUUAAAAUUACUCCUUUUUAAAAUGUUUGCAAGUUUCCAAUCUGUCCAACUUUGUGCCUUCUGCCUGCCCAAGCAAGUAACAUUGCAUCACAAAAUGUGAUACAAGAAGCAGUUUUCAAGGCCAAGAAUAGUCAAAUGUCUAUGAAGUGGCCAUUAUUUCAAAAUUAUACCUGCUUCUGACAGUGAAGGCAACAGAGGGGGGAAAAUCGUGGCCACAAGCAAUAUUUUUCUUUUAAAAAGUGAAAAGAACGAGUCAAGUUACCUCUCCUUCCGCAUCCUCUACAGGACCAUUUUCCAAAUGAGAGUAACAGAGUUUAAACAAGUUGCCAAAGGAGGCUUUUGGUGGAUCCCAGAAUGUAGACGCUCCUCCCCCAGCUCUCUGAAAUGGUAAAACCACGUCUUCUCACUAGACCACAGUACCUCUCCUACAGAUUGCUUCAAGUCUCUGUACUUAUGUCAAGUGUAAAAUGGGCUACUAAUGCUUAACCACCUUUGUAAGGUGUGUUGAGGUCUUAGGAUGAAAAAGUGCUUUGUAAAUGCAAAACUUUGUUAGCCACGUUUUUUCAGGUGGAGUAAGACAGACACAGAGGUUCAGUGAGGUGUCAAGCAGGCACUGCAUCCUACUGGCUUAGCUGCUGGUUGUGCAAUCAGGACAUGUGGUUUUCUAGCCUUGGAUCAGACAUGUCAUGUGCUAUGACUCUUUAACAGUGUUUGAAGUGAAGGUCAGGUGCACUGUACUUGUAUGCAUCACUAAUAUAGCUACUUAGUGAAUGCGCCUAAGUUGUCAGGUCCACAUGGAAGGAGGCAGGGCUGUCUCUGCAGGAUGCAUUGUUAGCUAGACCUGCACAACUCACUCCUUUAUUUUAAUAAGCAGGUGGCACAUUCAUCCCACUGAUUUAAAACACUAUCUUCAUUUACCUGCACACAAGAGAAAAUGAAAGGUUAAAAAUAAACAAAACCUGGGUCAUUCUGAAAAACAAAAAACUUCACUAAAAAAAGUCCCGUUAAGGAUGCAAAUUAGCACCAAUGAACUGACCAAGCACAUUUACAAAAUCCAAGCAUUUAAAAAGAAAGAAACAAAUAGCUAUGGCAAUCUUAACUCUUACCCUGCCCACAUAACAGACCCAAUCCUACAAUCAGAUGCAGCAGGGCAAACCUUUCAGCUCACAUGGAGCUCCAUUGAAAGCAGUGGGGCUCUGAACAUAUCUGAUGUGAAAGAUCUACACCACACACACUAUUUUCACAGAUUCGAGUUAUAUUGAUCCCCACCAUCCCCUUCCUUUGGCCAGACCUACUUGUGACUGGUCAUUCGCAUAUGCUAUGCCCACCCCAACCAGUCUGUCUCCCCACAUGCCUUGAACAUGUCAGGACCCUUGUAUCUGCAUGAGAAUCAGGAUGCAGUAGUUUUCACUCAGGAGGCUGGUGGUACCAACUUUAAGUUUUUCUAGGCACCUUAGUAUUUUGCCAAAUGCAACCAUAGGAGCAAAGUGGGCCCUUUCUUUCUCACCCUUGAAGAGCAGCAGAGCUGGUUGGGGAUAUUGCAAAUGCACAACUGUAUCCACUUCUUCUCGUUCCAAGUAGCAAACUGUAUUCUGGAGAGCUUUCACUGUCUGCCCUGUCAUCCUCUCAGCCUCAUCCUUGUCUCUGAGGAAUUCCAGCAUUUCCAGCAAAUAGCCCCUGACCUGUGUUGCCUUUCCUGAGUGGAAGACCAGGUUGCUAAUUCCUCUAAACCUGAGCAUAAGUAUGAUAAAAUUUACAUCUUUAAUCCUCUCUUUCACGUGGCUCAGAACAUCAUCUCCUGAUUGAGAUCUUUCUGUGGACCAAAAAAGGUCUCAUCAAGGACAUCUCUGGCCAUGAUGUUCUGGUGCUUAUGUUGACAACCUGGUGGAAAUUCUCACUGAGCUCAGGCUUGCAGUGAUUUCCCUGGGCUCUUGAGAUCUUUACGACCUCACACCAACGGUCUAUGGGACUUUUGCAAUAGUCUCCAAACACUGUGCUCAUCAACAUACAGCCACUCUUUCUCAGUGAACUCAAAGCCGGGGGAAGUUCUUGCUAAAAAAAGGAAACAGAUGCUUGCUUUGCCUUUGCCCUCCCCCUCCUUUUGACAAAAUGAAGCCAAAUCCAGUUUAGUUUAUCUUUUUAAAAAGUUGCAGUUUUAAAGAGGUCCUGUAGGAAAUCACACUUAUUGGCUCAUUGGCAUUACACUUCCUGGGCAAAACUAAUUUUUCAGUUUGGUGGCAGUUUUGGAAAAAAAAUUGGUUUGGGUCAAAGAAUGUGAAAUUUUUUGGAAUUUUUGGUGAAUUGAAAAAAAAACCCCACCGUGGGUCCCUUCCAAAGCAGGGAUUUAAACCUCAAUCUCCCACAUCCCAUGUGAGUGCCCCAACUACUGGACUAAAGAGCAUAAGGGAGGGUGGCAAUAGCAGCAGCACCAUCACCUUCUCUUCCUGCCAUGGCCAAAAUUAUUGGUGUCACAUCUGUGAAUAGGUUUGGGUUGAUCAAAGCUGCAUCUUUUGUUGAAUAAACUAUUAAUAAAAAAAAUUUCCAUCCAGUGCUGAGUCAUAAGUAUACAUGACUCACCCAGAGGGAAGGUUGCAGAAAUGGGCUGAUAGCAUCUUUAUGAGCGGAGGCCAGUUGGGCUAGAGAUUUUUGCUGAGGCAGCAUGCUUAGUCCUGUGCAAAGUAGUGGCUGCACUUUCCUGUAUCAUCUUGUUGACAGACGAAAUGCUGUUGACCAAUCAGAGCUACAUCUAGUUUCCUUUUGCCAUGGGUGGGACUCAGCAAUAGCCUAGAAUUUUCCUUGCUCCCCCAUUGCCCUUUAUGAACAAGCAACUUUGAAGACAAAACUGGUCACAUACUUUACAAUCAUGACAGUUUAUUUGCCCCAGCAUCACAAAACAGGAUAGGAUCAGUUACCAUUUGUACCCAGUAGACUUACCAUGCAGUUACCACAUUAUAUUGUGACAGAAUGCUGGAGAGUUGUCAUAGUUACUCGGGAAACUAACCUGCGAUACGCUGAACCCGAUGUACUCUUGUUUUAGUCAGUAUUAUACACACACAUCAGGCUAUAGCUAUAAGCUGAGUGGUAUGUAGAAGCUAUGGAACAUUGAAUAUCGUUUCAUUGUCAAAUGAUUUCUGUGUUAUAGAAAGUCUGUCAAACUGUUAGCUUUCAAAUAACAAAUUGUAUACUUUUUUAAAUUAAACUAAAUACCCCUGCUAAAAAUCACCACAAUUAAUCUGAAUAUGCCAUUUGACUGACAAGUCAAUUUGUUUCCAGAAAAUUUGCUGAAAAAUGAGGUUUUUCAAUACAUUUGCAGGAAAACUUGACAACCAGGCCACAUUUCUUGGGGGCCCUUUUGGUCAGCUUUUGCUGCUGCAUGAUGUUUUCAAGGCGACCUGGUGCACCUCUGUGUGUGGGGGUGAGUGUACAUAUCUGUAUGUAUAUUUAUACAUUUUCAGCACCAAUCAUCACACUACUUCCAGAGAUGUUGCAACUAUCUGAUCUUUUUGAAAGGCCAGGCUGUAACCAGUUAUUAUGUGCUUUUCUUCAUCAAAUUAAGAUGAAGUCAAAACCCCCUUCCUAAUUUCCCAAGGUUUAAAAAAAAAAAAAAAAGUCCACCAGCACUGUUAAAUAAUCAGUCAUCGUACAUGAAUCCUUA